Molecule: messenger RNA, 643 nt
Organism: Lucilia sericata (common green bottle fly)
Lineage: Eukaryota; Metazoa; Arthropoda; Insecta; Diptera; Calliphoridae
Product: chromosome transmission fidelity protein 8 homolog
Exons: 3
Coding region: 117-563 (148 amino acids)
Biological process (GO): mitotic sister chromatid cohesion
Cellular component (GO): Ctf18 RFC-like complex
Source: RefSeq, a predicted model, not a curated record
UAUAAAAAGGCGCUGGAAUCAAGGAAUAGUAUACAAUAUAUUUUCUGCGAUAUUUUUUUAAUAUUAAUGUUUAAAAGUGAUUUAAAUUGACGUUUAGUGUUUAUGUAAUAUAUGUCAUGCCUGUUUUAAUAAAAACCAAAACCUCUAGCGGCUUAAAAGAAUGGGCCAUUCUUGAACUGCAAGGGGAUCUAGAGGUGCGAUCUAAUGAGGAUAUGCACGAUCAAUUUGUGGGUGAUCUGUACUACAACAAAUAUGGUCAACCAAUUUUAAUUAUCGGCCAUCACAUUUUGCAAGGCAGAGAACAAAAACUCGAAAAACCCUUUGCCGUCUUGGAAAAAUCAAAAACCAAUGAGGGUCAACAUUUAUUGGACCAAACUGUGGGCAAUUUAAAUGCCAGCGUUAUGAACAACACUGUAGAUCGCACGCUGCUCGAUAAUACGGUGGCUUUGGAAAACAAAUCAAGACAGAAAAGUGAAUACACAGUGCAGGCCGUUAUAACCAAAAAGUUGAUCUUUAAAUCUAGACCCAAACCCAUUAUAGCAAAUGUAGCAAAAAGUGUGUAAAUUUCAAAUUGGUUUUAUUCAAUAUUUUUUACGCUAAAUUUAAGAUAAAAGAAAUAAUUAAAAUAAAGUACACGAAAAUG